Messenger RNA from Galeopterus variegatus (Sunda flying lemur), 654 nucleotides. RefSeq names its product T-box 1 (gene TBX1). The record is from RefSeq and is a predicted model, not a curated record. Gene Ontology annotation, biological process: cell fate specification; regulation of transcription by RNA polymerase II; positive regulation of DNA-templated transcription. Gene Ontology annotation, cellular component: nucleus. The transcript is spliced from 6 exons. Lineage: Eukaryota; Metazoa; Chordata; Mammalia; Dermoptera; Cynocephalidae. The annotation marks the transcript as partial. Gene Ontology annotation, molecular function: DNA-binding transcription factor activity, RNA polymerase II-specific; RNA polymerase II cis-regulatory region sequence-specific DNA binding.
AGCGUGAGCGUGCAGCUGGAGAUGAAGGCGCUGUGGGACGAGUUCAAUCAGCUGGGCACCGAGAUGAUCGUCACCAAGGCCGGCAGGCGAAUGUUCCCCACGUUCCAAGUGAAGCUCUUUGGCAUGGACCCUAUGGCCGACUACAUGCUGCUCAUGGACUUCGUGCCGGUGGACGACAAGCGCUACCGGUACGCCUUCCACAGCUCCUCCUGGCUGGUGGCCGGGAAGGCAGACCCUGCCACGCCGGGCCGUGUGCACUACCACCCUGACUCGCCUGCCAAGGGUGCACAGUGGAUGAAACAAAUCGUGUCCUUCGACAAGCUCAAGCUGACCAACAACCUGCUAGAUGACAACGGCCACAUUAUUCUCAACUCCAUGCACAGAUACCAGCCCCGCUUCCACGUCGUUUAUGUAGACCCUCGCAAAGAUAGCGAGAAAUAUGCUGAGGAGAACUUCAAAACCUUUGUGUUCGAGGAGACACGUUUCACCGCGGUCACUGCUUACCAGAACCACCGGAUCACGCAGCUCAAGAUUGCCAGCAACCCGUUCGCCAAAGGCUUCCGAGAUUGCGAUCCUGAGGACUGGCCCCGGAACCACCGGCCCGGCGCGCUGCCGCUCAUGAGCGCCUUCGCGCGCUCGCGGAACCCCGUGGCC